AUGUCCUAUCCUGACAAGAAAGGUAGUCCCACUCCUAUUUUUCUACUAGUUUUCUCCUGCCUGGUGCUGUCUGUCUUUUCGACCAUUGAUGAGUACCAGAACAGCUCAGAAGGGGCCCUUUACAUCCUGGAAAUCGUCACCAUCGUGGUGUUUGGGGUGGAAUACUUUGUGAGGAUCUGGGCGGCCGGCUGCUGCUGCCGAUACCGGGGCUGGAGGGGAAGGUUAAAAUUUGCCCGCAAGCCUUUCUGCGUCAUCGACAUCAUGGUGCUGAUUGCAUCCAUCGCCGUGCUGGCAGCGGGGUCCCAAGGGAAUGUCUUUGCCACCUCAGCACUCAGGAGUUUGAGGUUCCUGCAGAUCCUGCGCAUGAUCCGCAUGGACCGGCGGGGCGGCACCUGGAAGCUCCUGGGCUCUGUGGUCUACGCACACAGCAAGGAGCUGAUUACUGCGUGGUAUAUUGGCUUCCUGUGCCUCAUUCUGGCCUCUUUCCUGGUAUACUUGGCCGAGAAAGGAGAAAAUGAGCACUUUGAUACAUACGCAGAUGCACUUUGGUGGGGUCUGAUCACUCUCACCACCAUCGGCUACGGGGACAAGUACCCGCAGACCUGGAACGGGCGGCUGCUGGCGGCGACCUUCACACUCAUCGGCGUCUCCUUCUUCGCCCUUCCUGCCGGCAUCUUGGGUUCGGGGUUUGCUCUGAAGGUUCAAGAGCAGCAUCGACAAAAACACUUUGAGAAGAGGCGAAACCCAGCAGCGGGCCUGAUCCAGGCGGCUUGGAGAUUUUAUGCCACCAACCUGUCCCGGACGGACCUGCACUCCACCUGGCAGUACUACGAGCGCACCGUCACCGUCCCCAUGUACAGCACGCAAACGCAAACGUAUGGUGCCUCCAGACUAAUCCCUCCUCUGAACCAGCUGGAGCUCCUGAGGAACCUGAAGAGCAAGUCGGGACUGACAUUCAGGAAAGAGCAGCAGCCCGAACCAUCGCCAAGUCAGAAGGUCAGUUUGAAAGAUCGUGUCUUCUCCAGUCCCCGCGGUGCUGGCACCAAAGGGAAAGGCUCUCCACAGGCUCAGGGCAUGAGGAGGUCCCCCAGUGCUGACCAGAGCAUCGAGGACAGCCCAAGCAAAGUGCCCAAGAGCUGGAGCUUCGGAGACCGCAGCCGAGCCCGGCAAGCUUUCCGCAUCAAGGGAGCGGCGUCGCGGCAGAACUCGGAAGAAGCAAGCCUCCCUGGAGAAGACAUCCCUGAUGAGAACAAAAGCUGCAACUGCGAGUUUGUGACAGAAGAUUUGACACCAGGGCUGAAAGUCAGCAUCAGGGCAGUGUGCAUUAUGAGGUUUCUCGUCUCCAAGCGCAAGUUUAAGGAGAGCCUUCGGCCCUACGACGUGAUGGAUGUCAUCGAGCAGUACUCAGCUGGUCAUCUGGACAUGCUCUCCCGGAUUAAAAACCUUCAGGCCAGGAUAGAUAUGAUUGUGGGUCCCCCACCCCCUUCAACUCCCCGGCAUAAGAAGUAUCCAACCAAAGGACCCAUGUAUUCUUCCAAAGAAUCUCCCCAAUACUCGCCUAGAGUUGACCAGAUCGUUGGGAGAGGAUCCUCCAUGACUGACAAGGAUCGGACCAAAGGGCCAGCAGAGGGGGAGCUGCCUGAAGACCCCAGCAUGAUGGGCAGGCUUGGAAAAGUUGAAAAGCAGGUUCAGUCAAUGGAGAAGAAGCUGGACUUCCUGGUGAACAUUUACAUGCAGCGGAUGGGCAUCCCACCAACAGAGACGGAGGCUUAUUUUGGGUCCAAAGAACCAGACCCGGCACCUCCCUACCACAGCCCCGAAGACAGCAGGGAGCACAUUGACAAGAACGGCUGCAUCAUCAAGAUCAUCAGGUCCACCAGCUCCAUGGGUCAGAAGAACUUCUCCGCCCCACCAGCCCCAACCAACGCAUGCCCGCCCUCCACGUCGUGCCAGCGGCAAAGCCACGGCUCCUCUCCCGUCGGAGACCCCAGCUCGCUGGUCCGAAUCCCACCUCCGCCCUCCCACGAGCGCUCCCUGUACAGCGGCGGGCACAGGGCGAGCGCAGAGUACCUGAGGAAUGAAGACAUUACAACCAAACACCACGAGAGUGCCAUGAGAGACAGCGACACGUCCAUCUCCAUCCCCUCGGUAGACCACGAGGAACUGGAGCGCUCUUUCAGCGGCUUUAGCAUCUCCCAGUCCAAAGAGAAUUUGGACAUCCUUAACAACGGUUGCUAUGCAGCCGUGGCCAAAAUCAGACCCUACAUUGCAGAAGGGGAGUCAGACACCGAUUCUGACCUCUGCACGCCCUGUGGUCCCCCUCCCAGGUCGGCCACGGGCGAGGGACCCUUCAGUGACAUGGGCUGGUCAGCCCCCCGGCAGUGAAGCCUUCCUGCAGCCGCUGAGCCACGUCCAAGCGCUGGCAGCUGCCCGCUCCAGCUGUCCACAUGCUGAACUUCUCAAGGAGAUCGACAGCUAAGGUUUUCCUCCUCCUAGGACAUCCUUAGCUGGCAGAUACUUUCUUGCAGCUUACUCUGGGUGGGGGAACGAGCAGGUCCAAGCCUGUGGUUGUGGAAGAGGUCACGGUGGUGGGCCAGCUGGAGCCGUGAAGUCCAGAUUUCUUUCAUACUCUCUUUCUAAGAUCAUUAGGUGAAAUUAUUUCAUGGCGCAGGGUAGGCAAUUUGCAUUUCUUGGGAAUCUUCAGAAGCGCAGGGCAGGAAUAAAUCACCCAGCCAGGGCUUCUGUAGAUCACAGGAACUGGUGGCUGACAAGUGUUAGGUGGGAGUUGCUACGUCAUGGCACCCGUGAUUACACCUUUAGGUGUUUUGGUGUUUGGAAUGAACACAUUAUUUCCGACUUAGAUUUCAGAUCACGUGUAAUUACAGGGGGUUGGUACUCUGUGGUUCCUCAUUAGCUGUCAGGAAGGUGGCAUAAUUCCAAUAUAAUAUAUGGAAAUGUUGCAUAGAGCCCCUGGAGGAGAGGGAUGGUGGCCAGGAUAUCUGCAUGAGCAAAAGACAUGGCCUUGGAGUGGGAUAGGUUAGGAUACUGCUCUGGACCAGAACAGUUUGGAAACUAUCCCAUCUUAGGAAACUGAAAAACUCAGAACUAUGAUCUUGAGUGCAAGAAGAGGGACAGGGGGCAGAGAAAAGAGACAGAAGGAGGACAAGAGACUACAGGGCUGGAAUUUUCUAUUUUAAACCAUGUAUUAUAUUUAAUUAUCUCUCCUCCUGCUGACAAGGGACCUGGGGGUGCUUUGAAAGCAAAGACAAACCAAAGGCAACCCCUCUGGAAGGCUGCCAUGGUGUGAAGCCAUUCUCAUGGCCAUUGUGGAGGCACAGCCACCAGGCCAGAGGGGGAGGGUGGAUAUGCAGGAUUCUGUGGUCCCCGUGCUGCUGCGAGCUGCUGAGCUCCAUCCUGUGGAAGCCCUGUUGGUCUGAAUGGGCACUUUUCUUACAGUUUGCAUCGUGCCUGAACACUUUUGCACACACUAUGCCCGUGAAAAUCUUCCCUUUCUUCUUCUGCCCUGCCAGAAAACUCACACCCAUGUUCUUGGGACAUCCUUUGGUUUGUUUGGAUCCCUCAAGCUGAGUUAAGAGGUUUUCUUCUUUGUCUCAGAAGCCUCUUACCCAUGCUUGGCUGCAAGUUGUGCCAAUCCAAGUCUGCCCCGUUUCAUUGUUGUUCAAGUACUUCCUUUUGGAAAGAUUGUUGUGUCAUUACCAGGAACCUCAGUGGUGCUGAGGUUCAGCUGGGGGAAGGUGAGGGGAAAAGUGAUGCUCAAAGUUUCUUUUGGGACCAAAACAAAGUCACGAAGUGAUCCUUUACAUGGAUAGAUUGGUGGGGUUAUUCUGGAAGGAGGUGGAUCAGGAGAGGCUGUGUUUGGGAUCCAUCUCCAGGGCUGGGACACCAUGGCUGGCAUUGUGCCUCUGAACCCUCCUGUGCUUUCACAGCCCAAAUCCCACACGUGUUUCCUGCUGGGGCUGUGUCUGUGAUUUCAAACCCUGUCUUGCCACAUUUUCCCUGUGUCAUAUCAAGAGCCUGUUAAGGACAUUUAGGUGAGAAUUUCAUUUCUGUGUGGCCUUUCAGAGGUUGAACAUCGGCUUGCUCGGGUCGAAGGGAGACUCACAGCCUGUUUCUCUCCACCUGUUUGCUCGGCCAGGCACAGUAACCAGGAGAGACCCAGGAUGAUUUCAGCCUUAGGGAAGAUGUGGGUGCAGUCUGAAUGCUUGCAGACAGGAAAUAAAACUGUUCUUUUGCUAGUGCCCAGGACCAACACACAGGUCUUCACGUGAACUGAGGAAGGGGAAUAAAGGCUCUGAGCAAUUUUUCCUGCCAUUUUUCACCAUUCAGGAGGGGAAAACAUUUUUCUUAGGGGGACCCUGGGCUUCCAGCCGUGCUACUUCCUUUCUUUACCAUUUGAGCCAUAUUUUGGUUAACUUCUGCAAUUUUUCCCUCUCUGUUUGUGCUCCAGAACUCUUUUUGGCUCCAGAUUUCUUUGUGCAGAGUGAAAGCAGUGAUGCCCUUGACUUCCACACGCAGGCAACUUGAAAUGCCAAAUGCCUGUAAAUUGUGCAGAUUUGCCUGUGGCAUGUUCCAAAAUGAGAUGCCUUCUGGUAGAGCAAGAAGUGUCAGCAGGUCCUAAAUCAGACUUGGUGGCCUGUGUUUUCUACUGCCCACAAGAAUAGAAAUUGCAUUAGGUGAGGCAAAAAUCAACAUUGCUCCAGCCAGCUGCUCACUGCAAAUUUUGUCCAAGUCAGAGAUAACAAAGAUUUAUUGUCUUAUUUGUUUGCAAUUACCUUUCAAGGCCUGCUGGAAAUUUGUCACAGAAGGGUAUGAUAUAAAGGCAAGAAUGCCAGAUGAGGCUGAGGAUGAUGUCAUGCAGUCCUGUUGCAGCACAGGUACACAACUGGUCUUUUUUCAUAGUCACAGAAUCAUAGAUUCAUAGAGCCAUAGAAUAGUUUGGUUGGAAGGGACUUUAAAGCUGAUCUUCAGGGCCUGCAUGGGAAGAAUUGAGUUUACCUUCUUCAGCUUACUGGAGUCUAUAAAACACAUCUUUUAACGUGUAUCUUUAAAAGUUGUUGGAUUUGUUCCAUAAUCACUAAUUGCAGAAAACUGGUUUUAUACAUAUGCAACACAGAUCAUAUCUGGCUGCAACAUAUUUCACACAGAAUUUUUUUUGAAACGUGUAAGAUUUAUUCCACCUUUUUCUGUGGCUUCAUAUCAAAGAAAUUCUGACACACACCUCCAUCCACAAGCAUGCCAUAAAUAAUCACUUCUCAUUCACCCAGACCUGGAUUUGGGGGUUAACUUAUACCAGAAUUAGCUGCAAAUAAUGCUCCUUUUUUCCCUGAAAUGAUUUAAGCCUGCAGAAACAAUGACAUUGCCUGCUUGUUGCUUACUGACAUAAAUAAUUUAAUUCCUGCCCUAAAUUGUAGUCCACUACUCCCUGCAAAGUCUUCACCUUCAGCCAUUGAGCUCCCCCAUGCCUGUAUCACUCACUCCUGGUGAUAAUCUCCCACAAGAAAUCUUAAAUACUAGAUUAAAAGAAACGAAAUCAGUUUUGCUAAUAAAGCAAUCCCAAUUUUAAAGGUCCCAGCAGGCUUUAAGAGGAUGGACAAGCAAACUUUGUCCCACUGCUGAGCCUCUCUUGGGGUGGUCUUUGCUCCCCUCUCCCUCCCAAGUCUUGUUGCAUGUUUUUUGAAGGACAGAAACAAGUUUUAGGCAAUGCCAAGUGUGGACAGAGGAGUCCAAAGAGAGCUGAAGAAGAAGUGAAAGCCAAAUUUCCAGCAGGCCAUCCAUCUUGAACUGCUCCAGGGAUGCCCAUGUCCCUGUGUGAUUCUGUGCCCAG
Manacus vitellinus (golden-collared manakin) is the source of this 5845-nucleotide messenger RNA. RefSeq names its product potassium voltage-gated channel subfamily Q member 2 (gene KCNQ2). NCBI's taxonomy places the organism in Eukaryota, Metazoa, Chordata, Aves, Passeriformes, Pipridae. Gene Ontology annotation, biological process: potassium ion transport; transmembrane transport. The record is from RefSeq and is a predicted model, not a curated record. Gene Ontology annotation, cellular component: membrane. Bases 1 to 2385 code for a protein of 794 amino acids. The transcript has 17 exons. Gene Ontology annotation, molecular function: voltage-gated potassium channel activity.